Molecule: messenger RNA, 623 nt
Organism: Anthonomus grandis grandis
Lineage: Eukaryota; Metazoa; Arthropoda; Insecta; Coleoptera; Curculionidae
Gene: QIL1
Product: MICOS complex subunit MIC13 homolog QIL1
Exons: 3
Coding region: 159-530 (123 amino acids)
Biological process (GO): cristae formation
Cellular component (GO): MICOS complex; mitochondrial crista junction
Source: RefSeq, a predicted model, not a curated record
GGCAACACUGCUUACUUGUGUCAUUUUCUUUUUCUAGUUUGAGGUUAUGAUCUGUGACGUCAUGGUGACAUAAUUACCUGAAUAAAAACAAUUAAUAUAUUUAAUCCUAUUUCGUGAAAAAUCACCUGGGUUCCCUUGUUCCCACCUGAUUUGCAACAAUGAUCAAAUUUGCAGUGAAAGCAGGCCUGGCCGCUACAGCAGUUUAUUACAUAAAAGAACAAGGGAUAUUCAAGAACAGUGAUGAAGCGAUAGCCAGUGCCCAAAGGCUUAAAACUGCUGUGAAUCCUUACAUUAGCGAAAUCAAGUCACAAAUACCAGUGGAGCUUCCUGAGGUACCACAUACAGAAAAUGUUGGUCAGCUCGCCAAAGAGUACUGGAACUGUGGAGUGAGGGCCACAUUUGCAUUUCUCAUAAAAUUGCCUGAUUAUACAAAAGAAUAUGCUAGCAAAGGGGCGGAAAGUCUUAUGGAAAAUCAAGAAAUUAGGAAUUUUAUUGAGUCGUUUACCAGCGAGAAGCCUGUAGCAAAGUAGACGUGUAUAUUAAAUUUAGUUCAAAUUAAUAAAUUGUGUCACUUUAUGGUUGCUAUUUGAAUGAAAAAUCAAUAAACUGGGUGAAUAUUUUAA